Messenger RNA from Ceraceosorus bombacis, 3259 nucleotides. NCBI's taxonomy places the organism in Eukaryota, Fungi, Basidiomycota, Exobasidiomycetes, Ceraceosorales, Ceraceosoraceae. The record is from the annotation of a GenBank genome assembly.
AUGCGUCCUGCCAAGCACACAUCGAGCGCCGCAUCUCGAAUUGCUACAGCUGAACACUCUUCGAAGGGCAAGAACGGAGGCGAAGGGUGUAGCAAAAGUUCGGCCGCUGCCUCUCCCUCCGGCUCCGGCUCACUGGGCGCGGAAGGCCAAUUGGGCCUGACUACCAAUUUCAGAGAUGGGCUGCACGUCAAAGCUAUUCCGGCUGCUGCUCAUGCCAGAAGGAUCAAACAUCCUUUCAAACCUCGAUUUCUCCGUGCGCGCAUCGUCGCUGCUGAAAGUGCCACACAACAAGAGGUGCAAAGGAGUAGUGGCAGAGGUGUGGCCGAUGUCGAUGUCUCUGCGGCACCGCAUCGGCAGAAGAGAACGUAUAUGGUUCAGUCUAGUUUUAGCAGUGAUGCUCGCUCUUUCUCCGAUGCGUCAAGGCUGAGCCGAUGGAGGAGAAGCUGGGGAAUCACAAGCAUGUCUACAGCAUUCGGAAGAGUAGCCAUGAUCUGCAUGGCCGAAUUCACGGCAAAUCUGAUCAUCGCCUUACCGGCAGCAAUGAUCAAGAUCCUGCUUUGGUACUACCAAAACAAGUCCUUGCCAACGCUGGGACACUUGCUCAGCGCGUUGACAUACGCGUCGAGUAUCUGCAUUGCCAUUGCAGUUUGCGUGCCUAGUCGAGGCGCGCACGUCAAUCCUUGCAUCACUAUCCUCGCUGCAGCUCUCGGCGCUCUGACCUGCAGCUGGUGGGAGGCGAUAUCUCGUAUCACCGCCCAGAUCCUUGGUUGUUGGGCAGGCUGCAUGCUAGCUGUCUCGACGUGCUGGGACAUCAUCGCGGAUCUGCGUCAGGUGGUCAGGGCUAGUGGAAGGCUGGAGAGCUUCUUUGUUCCACAUGGUUUAGCUCGCUCGUUUGCUGUCGCUAGCACUCCUGGAAGAAGCACUGGGCUGGCCGUCGUUGGUGAAGCGUCUGGAGGAUUCAUUGCAGGUGAGCAAAUGCGAGUGCGCUGCAUGUGCUCGGACCUGCCCUCGGCUGACAGGAAUACCUGCAGCUUUGGUGAUUUGCGUCAAUGUCCAGGGUCUCAGGCAGCCCCAGCUCAUCAGAUCACAAGGCGCAUUCGUGAUGUGAGUCGUGAUUUAGCUCAAGCACCUUUGUCACCGAGCUCAUUUGGACCCUUUUGUUUGUGGCACCUUCCUCAGCGGCGCCACAUACUCUCUUUUAUUCUUGAUGAACUCGUUGGGCCCAUUCGUAGGAUCGUGAGUAUGUGUGAAGAGUCGUCGCGAUGCGAAUCAACGCUAGCAGAGCACGAAAGCUCAUGCAGACGCAUCUAAUCAGGAGUGCCCUCGACAUUGGUGGCAGAUUGGCCUGCUCUGUGAGUAUCGCGAUGAUCAAGUGCGCACGAAACGCGUUUGCUCACCGUUAGCUCGUGCAGGUCGUCUUUUUUGGUGCCGGGCAAUGCUGGCCGGUCCGCUUUGUCUUGCAUGCCUUGCUCUCACCAACGCUUGGGGUGCGUGCAGCCAUGAUUUCGUGAUGACGCAGACAGCGUACUGAAGAUGCCCCCCUCCACAGAUGCUCCUAGGUUUUGGAUGGUAUGCGCUAUUUUUAGAGCCAAGCGCGAGGGCCAACACGGCGGAAUCCUACCCAUCCGAAAGAUCAGCUCGUCCCGAAACGGCUCGAGGGUCAUGUCAUGACGUACCUCCAGGUGAAGGCUCGCCUCUGCGCUUCGGGUCGCCGCCUCCCCCUCGGCGCUUCAGAGAAGUAUGCGUCGGUGCGGCAUUCCCACCACAGCAGUCCUUGCACCGCGGAGAUUCUGACAUCAUGUGCGGUGCCUGUCACAAAGCAGCUUGCUCACUAUCUGACGAAGGCCAUCUGAACUCGCCAGCGAUCCAAUCAUCUGUGUCAGCGAAUAGUACUCCUGCCCAGCAGUCGUCACCACAGACAGCUGCCCUUCCGGAGAAGUCAAGACAGAACAAGCCUCAGAGAAGCGCUGAUAUCCGUAUAGACCAUAGAUCAAUGGACAAGGAGGACGGCGACGUUGCGUCUGCCGCGCUUCACUACCAGAGCAGCCCACCUCCUACAAUGGCACGCAGCACCAAGUGCCCGAGUGCACUGCAGGAUCGCCGCGGAAGCACCGAGACACAGUGCGCCCUGAUGAAGACUGUGCCACCCUGCUGGACUUUCGAGAUCGAAGAAAGCAGUGCAUUCCCAGCAGAUGUGGGCAGCGAAGAGCACCUCAGCGACACCGGAGCAGCGCCAUCAUUGGGUUCUGGUCGCCAAAGCAUCGAAAGCGGAAGUGAAUGCGAGGAUGACGACAGCGAUAGCAGUGGAGAGCUAUUCAGGUGCGGCAUGAAUGGCUUCCCAAACUACCCGACCUCGUCGGCAGAUCCGUACACCCAUGCGGGCGGCGUCAACAGCGUAGCUUGGCCGACCGUCGUCAAUGCCUCAACGCAUCGGCAUGGAUCUGCGACAGGUAUGAACAGGAGCAGCUGGACGUCGGAUGUCAGUGGUGACGUCAACUUGUCUCGGAGGUCUCGGACCCUCUCGACAAUUUCAGAAAAGUCGAGCACAUUGGAGAGAGGAGGCAGUUCGAGCAGUCUCCAAAGCGGACGCGUUGUGCAGCGAUGGGUUGAACAUGAGACAUGCUCAUCGAUCCACGAAGGGGCAAAUCUGUUCGGCGGCAGCCCUGUUCAGGCUCGCACUGCAGCGUCUGAAGACUUCGAGGCCACCAUGCGGACGAAUUAUCCGGGGACGUGCACCACGGAUGUGAGGGACGCACUCGAAUCGUCCCUGCCGCUCUCCUCUUUACGGAUGGCUGCGACAUCUAGUGGAGCAGGGAACCUCGAGCAGAACGGCUCGCAAGUCAUAGAUCUCGACUGCGCCGCGACCCAUCAAGCAAGGUGUGGUCAAAGUCCAAGCGCGAGCGCCGAGCAAAUAGCAACUCUGCAAGACCGGCUUGAACAACUCAAGCGACGUCAGGAGCGAGAACAAGAGCAGCUCGACUCGAUCCUCAAGAGACGGAGUCAAGAAUUAUUCGGCUCGUCUUCAUCUUCUUCGAGCAGAAAGCAGGGCAUCCCAUACAUUCGUCCCGGCUUUGACGCCUCAACAACCAGUCCUGCCUCUUCUCCCGGAAGGGCGGCAGUGCUUUUGACAGGCGCAGACAUAGAAGAACAGUCUCCGCGACGAGCGCAGCAGAAGCGCGAUGCAGGUCUUGUGGAUCGGGGACGGACUUCCGACAAGGACUGGCUCGAGGCGUUGCGUAGCCAUGGCUUCGCUGAUUGA